Plutella xylostella (diamondback moth) is the source of this 955-nucleotide messenger RNA. RefSeq lists its product as uncharacterized. NCBI's taxonomy places the organism in Eukaryota, Metazoa, Arthropoda, Insecta, Lepidoptera, Plutellidae. Gene Ontology annotation, cellular component: membrane. The record is from RefSeq and is a predicted model, not a curated record.
UGGGAAGACAUCAUAACCAGCCAGUUGUCGGCACUCGAAGUAUCAUCAAUCAGAAUAACAAAGGAAUUUAUUCUUUUGAAAAUAUGUGGUCGAAACUUGCCGUGUUAGCCGUUUUGGCAACAGUGAAGUGUACUCCAGUGCCGGAAUAUGGAGCCGCCGAGAACUUUGUCAGUGCUGUGUCGGAGUGCAUCGAAAAAGACACAUCCGUGUGCCUCAAGGAAAAAGCUCUAAAGCUAACCGAACGACUAGCCUAUUCAAAGAACAUUGACAUCUUCGAAGGCAUGAGUUUGGUCAACCUGGGCUCAUCCAGGUCUGCCCGAAGCUACGAGCCUCUAGCCGAAGACCUGAAGACCAGGGAAUCUCAGCUGGAGGAGAGGAUCGCUGACAACUUUGGAGACUUCUUGGGCAACCACGUCCUUCAGUUGAGGCUGACAGACAACAGCGAUGAGUCCAGAGGCAUGGAUGAGGAAGGCCGCGGCAAAAAGAAGAAGCAGAUCAAGAAGCUGUUGCCCCUCCUUCUUCUGUUGAAGCUCAAGAUGGCUGCCCUCAUUCCUCUGUUCCUCGGAAUAAUCGCUUUCGUCGCCGUCAAGGCAGUUUUCCUCGGAAAGAUCAUGUUCGCUAUGAACGCUGUCAACCUGAUCAGGAAGCUUCUGUCUAAGGGAGGAUCUUCAGGUGGAGCAUCUGGCCACUCCUCGUCUCAUCAUGAAGAGCACCCAGGGUACUCUUACGAGCCAGCCCAGUCAUCUGGAUGGAGCAAAAGGGCCAAAGACGCGUCCAGUAUCGCGUACGCUGCGCAAAUCCAGCAGUGAUUUGUUCUAGUUCCAAUGUAGUGUGAAUGUUAUAAUUUAUUGCGUGAUUGUCUUUUGUUUUUGGCUGUCUGCGAAGAUGGCGUGUUGUAUUGUAUUUGUACCUCAUUAAUUUAUUGUGUGAAUAAAAGUUUUAAUUUAUUAAUUUA